UAAAACAUGAAAUAUUCUACAUUUUAGCAGAAAUACAGUUACCUGUAAGCAUCACUGUGCUAGACUAGCUCUGCAGAAAGGUUCAUCACUCAAAGUAUUUUUAGUUUAUGGCCAGGACGUCUCUGUGUACAGGCAACCAGUCCCAAAUGUGCUAAAUCUUUAAUCAGCUGUGGGCUGUGAGCACACCAGUGGGCAUGAAUCGCUGGCGGAGGUCGGUGGGGGAGAUACAGGCCAGGAGGAGACAGGUGAGCGAGUGUGAGCAAGCGCAAAGCGCCCUCAGCAAGGUAACCGCCUGCUACCAGCAAAUGGCCACCUGCUUAGGGAGCAACACAGAUGGGAGCAGCCUGAGAGAGGAGCUGGAGGAAACCAGGGCAUUGGCUCAUAGGAUAUGCACAGGGAUGCACCGGAGGCUUCUGGCCCUGCUGGCGGAGACAGAGCAAGUGCAGGAGGACCGGGAGCAGGUGGAGCGGAUGUGGGUGCUCUUCCUCUGCGCCCUGGAGAAUUUCCAGCAGGACCUACGGAAGGUCAGCAUCCUCCAGGAGACCUUUCCCCUUGGCCAACGCAAGGACCGCCGGGCCCUGGUCAACACAGGAGCAACUGGUGGAGGUUCUGAAGUAGCAGGUCGUGCUGCCACCGUACAGACACCCUGGGUAACAACAGAGGGUGAGAAGAAGCCAGACCUCAAGAGCCAUGUGCUAGAGAUUGAUGGCCUGCUCCAGGAAAUGCUCCAGAGAGUGAACGUGCCAUUGUGGUCAGUGGAGCCCACACAAAACGCCUGGGGAGAGGGCUGUGGAGACGCACAAGACGAGGAUGAUACUUUGGAAGAGAUCAUGGAGGUGGAGGUGGUGUCUCAGGACAACAGAGCUUCUGGCUGCUGCAAUCAUUCCAACUGCAAAUUAGGGUGUAUAUUCUGUUUGCUCAAUUAGAGCCAUGCGUUGAUUGGAAUAUUAAGAGUACAGCUCUGGAGGGGAGUCCAAAUUACUAUGGUAUGCCUUGUGAUAACUCCAGCUAACGAUCAUUUGUUGGGAUCUUAACAAUGUCCAUUUCCUGUUGCACAGAGUAGACCAUUUUAAAUGUGUGAAACACUGCCCCCUACCUGCAAGGAAAAACUUUCUUUGCACAGGACUAUUGAUAUCCCAAAUGAAAAAAACCUUACUGGUCACACACAAAAAAAUUCCCAUCUGAGAAAUUGGAAUAUUUUACAUGAAUCUUAUUCUUCCUUAAAUCAAAAGGGACAAAACUUCAGUUUGUAACUCAAAGCAAAAAUUGUCCCAACUAUAAACAAACUUCGGGCUUUGUUUGCCAAAUCAUCCUACAUUUUUUUCCUUAAAUUUGCUCCCAAGAAAGAUCCUAAGAAAAAACCUGUCAGGACAUGUUCUUAAACAGCAGAAACGAUCACACCUUUGUGCUCUCAAGUGGACGGAGUCUGUUUUUACCCAAGAACAAAGACAAUUAAGGAAACAUCAGUAAUGUCAGAAUCUUCAUGAAAACCACAUAAAUAGGUUUUAAGAACAAAUAUCUUAAGAACGGCUGAUGAAUGAGGCCCAAUGUCCUUAAACAAAAGGUCACAAGUUUUGGACCAUUUGAUAAGACUGUAGACAUAAAUAUCCUAGUCUCUUGGUGCUAGUAUGAUCAUCUCAGAGAAAGAGGACAAUGCAUGUUAACCCACUCCCAACCUGGAGAUGUGUGUUAGAACACAGACACAGCUCAAGUCUGGCGUAUUGUUUUCAUCCAUGUGUCACAGGUCACUUAACUUAGUGUAGUUCUAGUCACUCAGAUAAGAACAUGGUUCUACCCCUUUUUUGUGAACAUGGCAGUAUGCGCUACGCUUUACUGAACAUUAGUGAAUAAAUACACACGAGUCCAACUACUGAAGGUCAUUUUAUUCAGACAAGUUAAAUUCAACAUACAAAUACUGUACAUUAAACAGACUCAGGUUAAUUUACAUAAUUAUAAGCAAGGAA
Messenger RNA from Pygocentrus nattereri (red-bellied piranha), 1964 nucleotides. RefSeq names its product regulator of G-protein signaling 9-binding protein. The transcript is spliced from 2 exons. NCBI's taxonomy places the organism in Eukaryota, Metazoa, Chordata, Actinopteri, Characiformes, Serrasalmidae. The record is from RefSeq and is a predicted model, not a curated record. Gene Ontology annotation, cellular component: neuron projection. Bases 195 to 926 code for a protein of 243 amino acids. Gene Ontology annotation, biological process: G protein-coupled receptor signaling pathway.